AUGAAGACUGAAGCGGUAUCAGGUGAAGACAACUUUGGCCACUAUGGGUCCAUAAAGACCAUAAACUCUAAGUUUCGCUGCACACAUUCCCACCAGUCCACUACUCAGUGGUGGUUUGGAGCUCAUAUGUAAUCUGUUCGGAGAAGCAACAGCCUUAUAAAGGGUUGCAGAAUUGGAAUGCUGCCCUCAAACGUGAUUUAUAAAAAACAUUGAUUUAUAGAUGACUAAGAUACAACAUCGUGUAAUGCUUUGCAGAUCUUAAAUAAAAAUGUUUGAGUGAUCACCUAUCAAGGCGUGUGAAUUUAAUUGUGGUGGGAUAACAAAUGCGAACCAUCCAAAAGGUAGCCUGUCCCUGAGUAUCAGGCGUUUCUGGGGAAAAGGGGAAGGAUGGAAUCCCCCCUCCCCCAUCUCAAAUCUCCUCUCCCCUAUCCCCUUAGGAAGGCCUGAUACUCAGGCUAUCCAAAAGGCGGCGCGGCACGUGGGAAUGGAUUUAAUGUCGGCAAACAGUUUUGACUUUGAAAACAAUACAAGAAAAAGAGGAAAGGAGACAAACUCCCUUUUUGCGACCAAGUGCGAAACAAAAUAAAAGAAAGCCUCAAAAAUGAAGAACGAGGAUUUCUUUUACAUUUCAGUUCAAAUUUAUGAGCAAAGAAUAUAUAAAUGAUUUUUUGAAGAGAAAUUUAUCAAAAAGGCAAGCCAAGUACGUUUUAUUCCGCGAGGUUCAAUCCCCUUUUGCCGUCGUGGUUGUUACAAUGUAAAAUAUGUAAAAACGUUUUUGCAAAAUGUAACAGCUGAAAUGUUACAACUUUUGAAGCAAAAUGUACAGCCAUUAAAAGCAAAAUGUUACAGUUUUUAGACGCAAAAAGGAACAAACUUUUUAACACGAAAUUUAUCAACGAAAAAUAUGUUAAUCUUUUUACAAAAAAAGUCUUUUUGCGAUUUUCUCAUAUUUAUUUGACUAUACUCGAGGGUUAAUAAGAGGUCUUAAUUAUAGGUCUUAAUCGAGGUCUUCCAAAAUUCCGUAGAACGUCCUUCAAGGUAAACGCACCAGUGAACGAGAACUCCCAAAACUGGAAUCAGUACCGAUUGAGUUAG
This is a messenger RNA of Porites evermanni, 1095 nucleotides long. Lineage: Eukaryota; Metazoa; Cnidaria; Anthozoa; Scleractinia; Poritidae. The record is from the annotation of a GenBank genome assembly.